GCUGGGAGGAGGUUGCGCCAUUUUGAAUGUGGACAGCAGGAGGAGAGAGUGGGAGGAAAAGCUAAAGGGAGUGAAUGAGCUCUGUUUCCACGGCUGGGCUUAAACAGGGACUCGGACAGAAAUAAACCAGACAAACAGAUCAAAUCAAACAGCCCCGAAGGUCUCGUCUUCACACCGUCCACAUCCUCACAGUCUCAGACGGACCGCUUUGCAACAACACAGAACCAAAAGUUGACCGAGACCGGGCUCCCUCUCGCCAUGGCAGGUGCCGGAGGCGGGGGCAACGAUGUGCAGUGGUGUUUCUCGCAAGUAAAAGGGGCCAUCGACGAUGACGUAGCUGAAGCUGACAUCAUAUCUACUGUGGAGUUCAACCACUCAGGGGAACUGUUGGCCACAGGAGACAAAGGCGGUCGGGUCGUCAUCUUCCAGCAAGACACUGAGAACAAGAGUCAGCCACAGUGUCGCAGCGAGUACAAUGUUUACAGCACGUUUCAGAGCCACGAGCCCGAGUUUGACUACCUGAAGAGCUUAGAGAUCGAGGAGAAGAUCAACAAAAUCCGCUGGCUGCCACAGAAAAAUGCAGCACAGUUUUUGUUGUCCACAAAUGAUAAAACUAUAAAAUUAUGGAAGAUAAGUGAACGUGAUAAGAGACCAGAGGGCUACAAUCUUAAAGAGGAAGAUGGACGCUGCAGGGAUUCGACCACCAUCACAACUCUACGGGUGCCAGUGUUUAGACCCAUGGACCUCAUGGUGGAAGCCAGCCCUCGGCGAGUUUUUGCCAACGCUCACACUUACCACAUCAACUCCAUCUCAGUCAACAGUGACAACGAGACGUAUCUGUCGGCGGACGACCUGCGCAUCAAUCUAUGGCACUUGGAGAUUACAGAUCGCAGCUUCAACAUCGUGGACAUAAAGCCGGCCAACAUGGAGGAGCUGACUGAGGUGAUCACAGCAGCCGAGUUCCACCCUCACCAGUGCAACACUUUCGUCUACAGCAGCAGCAAGGGCACUAUCCGUAUGUGUGACAUGCGCGCCUCCGCACUUUGUGACAAGCACUCCAAAUUGUUUGAGGAGCCAGAAGACCCCAGCAAUCGCUCUUUCUUUUCAGAAAUCAUCUCUUCCAUCUCAGACGUGAAGUUCAGCCACAGCGGCCGUUAUAUGAUGACCCGAGAUUACCUGUCUGUCAAGAUCUGGGACCUUAACAUGGAAAACCGCCCAGUGGAGACGUACCAGGUUCAUGAAUACCUCAGGAGUAAGCUGUGCUCGCUCUAUGAAAAUGACUGCAUCUUUGACAAGUUCGAGUGCUGCUGGAACGGGAACGACAGUGUGGUGAUGACAGGCUCCUAUAACAACUUCUUCCGCAUGCUGGACCGUACACAGCGGAGGGACGUGACCCUGGAGGCGUCGCGAGAGAGCAGCAAACCGCGGCAGGUCCUGAAGCCACGGCGGGUGUGCGCCGGUGGCAAGCGCAAGAAGGACGAGAUCAGUGUGGACAGCCUGGACUUCAACAAGAAGAUCCUGCACACCGCCUGGCACCCACAGGAGAACAUCAUCGCCGUGGCAACCACCAACAACCUCUACAUCUUCCAGGAGAAAGUGAACUAGCGCGCUCGGCCAUCGUGGCGAUAGAUAGAUAAACCUCCGAACCUCUGUCUGUGUGUUGGGGAGGGCGGGGUUGGGGAAAGAUUAAAUGAUGAACUAGCAAAGAAAAAUAAUCGUUUCUGUGGCAACCACCACCACUACCACCACCACAACAACCAACACCACCACCAUCAUCGUCGUCAUCAUCACGUACCAACGGGCGCCUGCUCCAGGACAGGGUGAACCGGCGGCCAGUAACCGUGGCAACCAAUACCGAGCCGGUUCAGACUGAUCUGGAGAAAGGGCAACCGGACAUCCGGGCUCCGGUCUCUGUGGCAACGUGACGCACGCCUUCCUCCGGUGAUGUGCCAUCUGCUGUCUGUACCAACAAUCCCCUUUUCCCCCCGUCACCCAUAAGUCCCAGCGGCAGGGCGAAGUGGGCAGCAGGUUCCAAUAUCUGUCAGACAUCAGCCAUAGUUUUUUUGUUUUUCUGUUUUUGUUUUUGUAUUCUUCUUUUGGUUUGUUCAAGGUGUCUGUGUAUAAAAACAGAAAAUUGAAUGGAUGUGUCCCUGUAUUCUUCUUUAAGCCUCACCUUAUUCUGUGCCAUUGUA
Molecule: messenger RNA, 2192 nt
Organism: Colossoma macropomum (tambaqui)
Lineage: Eukaryota; Metazoa; Chordata; Actinopteri; Characiformes; Serrasalmidae
Gene: ppp2r2ab
Product: protein phosphatase 2, regulatory subunit B, alpha b
Exons: 10
Coding region: 259-1605 (448 amino acids)
Biological process (GO): peptidyl-serine dephosphorylation
Cellular component (GO): protein phosphatase type 2A complex; cytosol
Molecular function (GO): protein phosphatase regulator activity; protein binding
Source: RefSeq, a predicted model, not a curated record